This is a messenger RNA of Cooperia oncophora, 1059 nucleotides long. The record is from the annotation of a GenBank genome assembly. NCBI's taxonomy places the organism in Eukaryota, Metazoa, Nematoda, Chromadorea, Rhabditida, Trichostrongylidae.
AUGGCUUCGAUUUCGGGGAAAAUGCUGAGAAGUUCAGCCGCUCUUCUCAACAUCAGCGUAACGCGAUCAUACGCUCUUCCGGCAGAUCCUUUGGCAAGGUUCAAAGCAAUUGCCAAUGCGACUGACGAAAGGCAUCGGGUAUUAAUCACUGGAGCACUAGGGCAGCUUGGUCGUGGACUAAACACAGUGUACAAAUAUAUGUACGGAGAUGGCUGCGUUGUGAUGACCGACAUUAUUAAAGCUCCACGUAAUGCAACAGACAUAUCCAACUACUCCUAUUUGGACAUACUGAGCCAGGACAGCAUCGAACGGCUUGUAGUCGACAAGCACAUCGACACUGUGGUGCACUUCUCGGCGCUGUUGAGCGCUGUUGGAGAACAGAAUGUCAACCUAGCUCUGAAGAUAAAUUGUCGCGGUGUGGAAAACGUCCUCGAAGUCGCCAGGAAACACGAUCUGAAAGUGUUCAUUCCAUCGACGAUUGGAGCCUUUGGUCCCACAACACCCCGCGACAAUGUUCCUGAUCUUACCAUUCAAGAGCCCACCACCAUUUACGGAGUAUCGAAGGUAUAUGCUGAGCGACUAGGAGAAUACUACCAUCACAAGUUUGGCGUAGACUUCCGCUGUCUUCGUUUCCCUGGUAUAAUCUCUGCAACGAAGCCUGGAGGAGGGACAACAGACUCGCAUACAAAUUUACGAAUGCACUCGAGAAGGAAGCAUAUUUGUUACCUUUCGGCCGGAUACCAAACUUCCAAUGAUGUACGACACCGAUUGCAUGGCUUCUGUCGUACAGUUCCUCUCGGCUCCAUCGGAAUCACUCAGGCGUCGAACAUACAACGUGACUGGUUUCUCAUUCACACCUGGAGAAUUGCCAAUGCAGUUAUGCCACAUUUCAAGAUCAACUAUGAUAUUUGUAAAACACGGCAGGCUAUUGCUGACUCAUGGCCACGAUCGUUGGACGAUUCUGGAGCGAAGAAGGAUUGGGGGUGGCAUGUCGAGUAUGGACUGGACGAGACUGUCGAAGUGAUGUUUUCGCCCUUCGCUGGCCAGCGAGACUGCUGA